AUGCCGGAGAUGAUGCGCGCCUUGCACUAUAACGGAGCAUAUGAUGUGUCCGUCAAAGAGAUUCCCGUCCCUCAAAUCGAACAUCCGGACGAUUGCAUCAUAAAAGUGACCACCUCGUGCAUCUGCGGAUCCGAUUUGCACAUGUACGAGGGUCGAACGGCGGCUGAGAGUGGGCUUGUAUUCGGACACGAAAACAUGGGCAUUAUUACCGAGAUUGGGUCCGGAGUCACCCUGCUGAAGAAGGGUGACCGAAUCGUCCUACCAUUCAACGUAGCCGACGGACGUUGCCAGAACUGUGAAGAGGGCAAGACAGCGUUCUGCACUGGCGUCAAUCCAGGCUUCGCCGGCGGAGCGUACGGCUACGUGGCCAUGGGACCAUACCAAGGAGGCCAGGCACAAUUCUUGCGCAUUCCUUUCGCAGACUUUAAUGCGCUUAAAUUGCCGCCAGGUAUUGAGCACGAGGCUGAUUUUGCGCUCCUCGCCGACAUCUUUCCCACUGGAUGGCACGGGCUAGAGCUGAGUGGAUUUCAGCCAGGUGAAUCAGUGGCAGUUUUCGGUGCAGGCCCAGUCGGGUUGAUGGCAGCGUACUCUGCCGUACUACGCGGGGCCUCAAACGUUUUCGUGGUGGAUCAGGUAAAAGAGAGGCUGGACCAGGCAGUGAAGAUUGGCUGCACGCCGAUAAACUUCCGCGAGAGCGAUCCGGUGGAGCAGAUCAUCAAGAAGAACGGCGGCAUGGUCGACCGCGCCGUCGACGCCGUGGGAUACCAAGCCGUCGAUAAGGAAGGAUCAAAGGAACAGCCCAACAUCGUCUUGGACCAGCUCAUCAUGGUCACGCGUCCAACAGGGGGUCUGGGAAUUCCAGGUCUAUACGUCCCCUCUGAUCCCGGGGCUCCAGAUGCUCAGAGCGGCAAAGGCCAGAUCCUCAUAUCGUUCGGCAAGCUCUUCGAGAAGGGCCUGAAGUUGGGCACAGGCCAAUGUAACGUGAAAGCCUACAACCGCUACCUUCGAGACCUGAUCAUUUCCGGCCGUGCAAAGCCCAGCUUUGUGGUAACACACGAGCUUGGGCUCGAUGAUGCCCCAAUGGCGUACGAAAAGUUCGACAAGAGGAUCGAAGGGUUCAGCAAGGUUCUCCUGCAUCCUAAUGGGCCUCUUUCUUGA
Ramularia collo-cygni is the source of this 1158-nucleotide messenger RNA. Its product is annotated as related to formaldehyde dehydrogenase. Bases 1 to 1158 code for a protein of 385 amino acids. The record is from RefSeq and is a predicted model, not a curated record. The transcript is spliced from 11 exons. Lineage: Eukaryota; Fungi; Ascomycota; Dothideomycetes; Mycosphaerellales; Mycosphaerellaceae. Gene Ontology annotation, molecular function: zinc ion binding; oxidoreductase activity.